AUGUCCGAUGUUGACAGCGUGAAAAUUGCCUUGGAGGCCCUUGAAGAUAAAGCCUUAGGUGUCACCAAGGUCUCGGCUCUGCGAGGUGGCACCUUUACGCUUCCCAAGAAGACAUUCGUGUCUGGAGAGCCAGACAACGAACGCUGUCAGGUCCCUUCUCUGUCUUUUCUCAUCGUCCAUCAAUCAUCUGCGGCCGGCCCCAGGCGUAUUCUGUUCGACCUGGGACUGAGAAGAAAUACGAAAGAGUACAGCCUUCCGAUUCAGAACCACCUCCAGAAUCGCCUACCGUUGCAGCCUUUGCCAGAUGUACGACAGAGCUUGCUCGACGGCGGCCUUUCCCGUCAGGACAUUGACGAGGUCAUCCUUAGCCAUGUUCACUGGGACCACAUCGGCACACCUUCCGACUUCCCCCAGGCACAGUUUUUGGUUAGAGCAGGAUCCCUUGAUGUGCUCAAGAAUGGCCUAAACGGGCACAUGUCUCAUUCCCAAUUUCAAGACGACCUAUUCGACAAACUCAACGUACAGGAGUUUCCCCCUCCAACCCAACAUUUAGAGGGUUGGCAGGAAGCCGGUGGAUUACACGUUCGUAGCCUGACUGACGACGGCUCGAUUUACAUCGUCGACUGUCCAGGCCAUCUCACUGGGCAUAUUGGCCUGCUGGUACGAAAGGGAAUUCGACAAUGGGUGCUGCUGAUUGGAGACGCCUGCCAUGAUGAAAGGUUGCUACGUGGAGAGAUGUCGAUCGCAGAAUGGACCGACGCUGAUGGCCGGAUCUGCUGUAUACACAUGGACAAAAAGCUAGCAACUGAGACUUUGGCAAAGUUCUCGCUCUGGAAGCAUGUGUCAGAGCAGUGUGGCUUUGAUCUACGGAUCAUUUUUGCCCACGAUGCUACCUGGGCACGAAAUAACCAGGAUGCGUUUUACCCUGGAGCUCUAUAG
This is a messenger RNA of Fusarium vanettenii 77-13-4, 939 nucleotides long. RefSeq lists its product as uncharacterized. The transcript has a single exon. NCBI's taxonomy places the organism in Eukaryota, Fungi, Ascomycota, Sordariomycetes, Hypocreales, Nectriaceae. Bases 1 to 939 code for a protein of 312 amino acids. The record is from RefSeq and is a predicted model, not a curated record.